Molecule: messenger RNA, 5115 nt
Organism: Entamoeba dispar SAW760
Lineage: Eukaryota; Evosea; Mastigamoebida; Endamoebidae
Product: protein serine/threonine kinase, putative
Exons: 1
Coding region: 1-5115 (1704 amino acids)
Biological process (GO): protein phosphorylation
Molecular function (GO): ATP binding; protein kinase activity
Source: RefSeq, a predicted model, not a curated record
AUGGACUGUCAUGAAUUUAAACAAUUAGAUAAUUGUGAUUUAAUUUCUGUUAAUAAUUCAACUUUUACUAUUGAUACAUUGUGUUUAAAUGAAACGAAAAAAUUACCACCAAUCAAUUUAGAAAAUUUAUCUACACUUAUUAUUGAAGAAGGUUCAUUCCAAUAUAUUUCUUCUAUUUUAAUUAAAGAAAAUUCAUUUAUAACAAUACAAGGAACAUUAAAUAUAUCUAAUAAUAAACUAUUACAACUUGGAUCAAAUGUAGUAUUAUCAAUUAAUGGUUCAAUCAUACUAAAUUCUAUAUUUUUUAAUAUGAAUAAUCAAAAUAUAAUUCUUAAUGAAGGAGGACAUUUUAUUAUUAAUCAUUCAAAUGUAUCAUUUUUUAAUACAAAAAUUACUUCAAUAACUAAUGGAUUUUUUAAUAUUCAAGAACAUUGUUCUUUAACUUUUUUAGAUACUUCUAUUUCAAUUUUACAAAUUAAUAUUUUAAGUUCAUCUAUAAUUAAUUUAACAAAAUCUUCUUUAAAUUCUAUUUCAUUAACUCUUUUUAAUGAAUCAUCUCUACAAAUUUAUCAAUCUACUUUUAUUACUUCAAAAAUUACACUUAAAGAUUAUAGUCAAAUUAUAUUAGAAGAAUCAAAAUUCCAAAUAAUAUUUCUUCAUUUAUUUGAUUAUUCCACUUUUUCUAGUGAUAUUUAUAGCAUUAUUUCACAAAUACAAGAACUUAACUUAAGUGGAAAAUCAAUUUUAAAGAUAAAUAAUGGUAUUUUAUCAGAUAUUGAAUUAAUUUUAUUAUUUGGAGAAUCUCAAUUAAUUGUAAAUGAUUGUGAUUUUAAUGCAAAAAUAAUUCAAUUAUAUGAUAAAAGUCAAAUUAUUUUCUCUGGAAUAAGUCAAUUAAAUAAUAAUUUUCCUUCUACUACUAUUCAUUUUUUUCUCUUUAAUUCAUCUAAAAUUCAAUUACAAAAUAAUACUUCUGGAUAUAUUGGAUCUAUUCAACAAUUUAAUACUUCUUUAUUUUAUAUUUCUGAUAAUGUCGUAAUUUCUUCUCUUUAUGAUGAUCCUUUCACUAUUGAUAUGUAUGGAAAUUCUAUGUUUUUGUUUUAUGGAUUAUCUCAUCUAUCAUUAACUAACCUUACUUUACAUAACUAUUCAUCCAUGUAUUUUUAUGAUAAUUAUUUCUUUGAAGUUAAACAAAUUAAUACUUAUGAUUAUUCAAAUAUUAUAUUAUUUGAUGAUGGAAUGUUAAUUCCUCAUAUAUUGGUACUUACUAAUCAUUCUACAAUUAUUUUAAAUGGGGAAUGUUGGAUUAUUGCACAUUCUAUUUUAUUAAAAGAUUCAAGUAGUUUCUUUCAAAAUUUUAAAUCAUAUGUACUUUCUACUAGUUUUAUUAAUAUAAUUGGUUCUAGUUCAUGGUAUCUUCAAGAAGAUUCAUUUUUUUCUUGUGAACAAUUUAGUAUGACAAAUACAACAUAUCUUCAUUUUAAUACAUCAAAAAAACUACAAAUACAAGGUAAUUUUGAUUGUAAAGAAGAAUGUUAUUCAAUUUCACUUAAAGAUUUUUGUAUAAUAAAUAUAACAAGAACAGUUGAAGAAACUGUUAUAUUUGAGAAAAUAGAAAAAGAAGUAUAUCUUGGAAAUGAUAUUAUUAUAUUAAAUGAAUAUGAAGAAUGUACUAAUUUAAUAUUUGAUGAAUAUAAAGGAUUUCAAAAUAAUAAAAACCCAUAUGUUGUACUUUUAUCUAAUGGUAAAAUACUUAGAUAUUGUCCUAAUAAGAUAAAUAUUAAAAUGAAAUGUAUUAUGAAUGGAACUGAGUGGAUGAAUGAAUAUGAUAUAAAAUAUCUUAUAUCAAAAAAUUUAAAAUAUUCAUUUACUCAAAAAUAUUGUCCAUGUUCUGGUAAUAAUUGUUAUAUUUCUUCUUUAAAUGAUAAAAUUAAUAUAAAUAAUGGUGACAUUAAUGUUAAUUUUAUAGAUAAAAAAGUAAAUCUUAUUAUGAAUUCUAAUUUAUAUCAACAAACUAUUCAUGGUUUUAUUGGUACUGUUACUUUUCCAAAUAAAAUUACAAUAUAUCCACUUUGUGAAGUAAUAGGUAAAAAUGGAUUUGUUUCAAUAAAUAGAAAUCUUUUUAAAUAUGAAAUAGAUUGUUCUUCAGAUGAUAAUUCUAAUGAAUUAACAAGAAAACAAGAAUUUCAAAGUUUAAUAUUUAAAAUGAAUGAUCAAACAAUUGAAAUUAAAAGUAAAUAUGGAAUUAUUCUUUAUUAUAAAGAUAAUUUUAAUAUUCUAAAAAAUUAUAAUAUUCAAGGUUCUAUUCCAAUAAUCAUUAAAACAUAUAAUGGAAUGAUAUAUCAAAAUACAAAUGAAAUAUGUGAUUUUGGUAUUUAUGAAAAUAAUAAUUUUAAUUGUCUCAGAAAGAAAAUUAUUCAAUGUGAUUCUGGUUAUUAUUAUGAUUCAAAUAAAUGUAAAAAAUGUACUAUUGAUAAUUGUAAAUAUUGUACUUCUUCAAAUUGUUUAUUAUGUAAUGAUAAUUAUCAAUUAAAAGAUAAUAAAUGUAUAUUUAUUAAUUCUUCUAUUUGUUUAAGAUUUAUUAAUAAUCAUUGUUCUUAUUGUUCAUUUGGAGGUGUUAUAAAUGGUCAAUGUUCUAAAUGUGAAAUUGAACAUUGUGUUGAUUGUUAUGAAGGAAAAUGUUAUCGUUGUGAAGAUUCAUUUGAUGGAAUUUUAGAGAAUAAUCAAUGUAUUAAAAAAGAACAUAUAGAAUAUAAAUCAACAACUUCAGUUAUUUCAUGUUCAAAUACACAUUUUCUUAAUAAAAAUAUUUGUGAAAAUUGUAAUUCUAUUAGUUCUAAAAUUGAAAUAUGUGAAAAUAAUAGAAUACUUAAAUGUAGAGAUGAUUUAUUAAUGAAUGAAAAUGGAAGUUGUAUUUCUAUAGUUAAUGGAAUAGUAGAAAAAAAUGGAAUUAUUAAAUGUAAUGAUGGAUUCUCUUUAGUUCAAGGAAUAUGUGUUAAUACCCAAGAAAAUUGUGAAGAAAUGGUUAAUGGAAAAUGUUUAGAGUGUAAAUAUUCAUAUGGAAAAUAUAUUUCAACAACUCAAACAAUAAAUUGUAAUAAUAAAGUAAAUCAUUGUCAAGUUCAAAGUAAAUUUGGAUGUCAAAGAUGUGAUAAUGGAUAUUUUUUAGAAAAAGGAAUAUGUAGUAUUUGUGAUGAAAAAUGUCUUACAUGUAUUAAUGAUUCAAAAAAUUGUUUAAGUUGUAAAGAAGGAUAUUUUAUUGAUAAUUAUCAAUGUAGAGAUAAUAUAGAAAUGAAAGAAAGUUGUAAAUUAUAUACAGCAACAGGAAAAUGUGUAAAAUGUCAUGACAAAUACUAUAUUUAUGAAUUUGGAUGUUUUCCAUGUAAAGAAGAAUGUGAAAAAUGUACAAAUGAUCAAAAUUGUAUUGAAUGUAAUAGUACAAUGUAUAUGAAUCAAAAUAAUCAAUGUAAAUUUAGAAAUGAAAUUCAAGGAUGUAAAAAUAAUAUUACUUCUAAAGGAUGUGAUAAAUGUGAAGAUGGAUAUUAUCUUAUUUUUAAUGAAUGUUUUAAAUGUAGUACUCAUUGUAAAAAAUGUAAAAAUAUUGAAAAUUGUCAAAUAUGUGAAAAUAAUUAUAUUUUAAAUUCUUUAACACUUAAUUGUAUUUCAAUAAAUCUUGUAAGUCAUUGUAUUAAAACUGAAGAUUCUAAAUGUUCUCAUUGUUCAUUUGGAUAUAAAUUAAAUGAAAAUAAAGAAGGAUGUAUAUAUCAUGUUAUAUGGUGGAUUGUUUUAUUAGAAAUUAUUAUAGCAUUAUUUAUACUAAUUAUAAUAAUUAGUAUUGUUUGUGUUAUUACUAAAAUAUUUAUUUACAAUGUUCUUUUAAAACAAAAAUCUAUUAUAAUGAACAUAAAAAAAUUAAAAAUUAAAAUGAUUGUUCAUGCAACAUCAGAUAUUAUGAUUUCAACUGAAUCAAUUCAAUUUAAUACUCUUAAUAACUUAUUAAAUGUUGAUACAAUAAAUAAUACUUCAUUUUAUAUUGGAAAUAUAUCUAAUUCUACAAAAGAAAUUAUCAUUAAUUGUCCUUUCAUUAAUGAUUAUAAAUAUCAAGUAAAAACAUAUCCUGAAUGUAUUAAUCUAAAACCAAAUAAAUGUUGUCAUGUUAAAAUAUCAAUUCUUCCUUAUUGUACUUGUUUUAUUAAUGAUUCAAUCUCAUUAUAUGAAGUAAAUAAUUUAAAUAAAAAGAAAUUAAUUUAUAAAUUACCAAUUAAAGUUCAAACAGAACUUUCACCAAAACUUGAUAUUGCUGAUGUUAUUGAACAAAAAAUUAUUGGAGAAGGUAGAUUUGGGAUUAUUAGCAAAGGAAAUUAUAAAGGAAAUAUUGUUGCAAUAAAAAGGUUAAAAGAAUUUUCAUUUAAUACAGAAACAUUACUUAAUACUAACUUUAAAAAAGAAGUUGAGAUGUUAUAUAAAAUAAGAUGUGAUUAUAUUGUUCAUUUUUAUGGGGCAUUUUGUUUUGAUUUUAAUAAAAGUAUUAUUAUGGAAUAUGCACCAUAUGGUUCUUUAAGAAAUUUGAUUAUUAAAAAAAAUUCUAAUAUUCAAUUUCAUAAAUAUUCAAAAAUUAAAUUUAUUAUAGACGCUGCUAAAGGUAUUCAAUAUCUUCAUAAUAAUGGUAUUCUUCAUCGUGACAUUAAACCAGAAAAUAUACUUAUUAUGUCUCUUGAUACAAUUAAUGUAUCAGUAUGUGCUAAAUUAACUGAUUUUGGAAGUGCAAGAAAUAUAAAUAUGCUUCAAACAAAUAUGACAUUUACAACUGGAGUUGGUACUCCAGUGUUUAUGGCACCAGAAAUAUUAUUACUUCAAAAAUAUAAAAAACCUGCUGAUAUUUAUGCUUUUGCAAUAACAAUCUAUGAAGUCAUGAAAUGGGGACCAGCUUACGAUAAUUCUGAUGGAUUAUUUGAAUAUCCAUGGCAAAUAGCUGAAUUUGUUGUAUCAGGAAAAAGACUUACUAAACCUAAAACUAUGGAAGAUAAUAUCUUUUUAAUUAUUUCUAAAUGUUGGGAUAAUGAUCCUCAAAAACGGUUAGAUAUAUCAACGUUAAUAGAAUUAUUAACAAAUGUAUGA